Messenger RNA from Orussus abietinus, 3347 nucleotides. RefSeq names its product protein ABHD4 (gene puml). The coding region runs from base 577 to 1680 and encodes 367 amino acids. NCBI's taxonomy places the organism in Eukaryota, Metazoa, Arthropoda, Insecta, Hymenoptera, Orussidae. The transcript is spliced from 7 exons. The record is from RefSeq and is a predicted model, not a curated record. Gene Ontology annotation, cellular component: lipid droplet.
CCACCAUUGUACCGUCCGCCAUUUUGUAUACUCGACCAAUCAGCAACCGCCAUUGCCAUGGAAAGACUACUCAUGCUGACACUUUCCCAACAGCUCUCAAAAACAACCGCGUCAUGAAAUAAAACAUAUAAUUGCCUCAUCAAUGAUUUCCGACUUACAUCGAAGAUAACCCCCCUCUCCGGGAUUGCCCCCGCUUGCAACCAAUCAGCUAGAUAACCCCACUUUCCAGUCAGGCAAAGAUUCCUUUAGUGGCAUUCCAUCGUCGCGCGUUGUCUCGUGGAGAGUCAACUGCGAGCUGUCGAUCGAUCGCGAGACGAGUCGAUAUCGUUCGAGAGCUUUCGAGAGUGCAGCAGACGACAACUCAAAGUAGCAAGUGACACGGCGAGAAAAACAACCGAAUUCGAAAAGGCGGUCCAACACUCAAGGGCGGCGAAUUUUUUAGAGCUCCGGACCGGGUCGGACCGGUGCCAUAACCUAACAAACUAGACGAGUGAAUUGAAUCCCUUUAAUUUCCUUGCACUGGUCUCGGAGCCGAACGGCGUGGUUGCAGUUAGCUGUCAACCGUGUGCUCGUCUCAUGGCAGACAAUGAGGUCGUCAUAUCAAAAAGCUGGAUUUGGAACUGGUUCAGUUGGUCAGGUUCUUCCUCGGCAAUGUUAAGAGCUGCUGAGAAAAAAAUUUUAUCAUGUCUCAAGACGGCAUAUCGUGGGUGGUAUGUUGAUAUUGGACCAGUUGUUGGUUCUGCAGACAAGAUAUGGACUAUAUCAAUGAACGAAGAGUCACCAGAAACACCAAUUCUCAUGCUCCAUGGCCUAGGUGCUGGUGUAGCAUUAUGGUGUAUGAAUCUGGAUGCUCUAGCUUCACAAAGACCCGUAUAUGCAAUAGAUUUAUUGGGUUUUGGGAGGAGUAGUAGACCAGUCUUUAGCAAUGAUGGUAAAAAAGCCGAAGAGCAGCUGGUGCGCUCGGUGGAAGAAUGGAGGAGAGAAAUGCAAUUAGAGAAAUUUAUUUUGCUCGGUCAUUCCAUGGGAGGUUUCCUUGCCGCUAGCUAUGCCAUCCAGUAUCCAAAAAGAGUGCAGCACCUGAUACUUGCCGAUCCUUGGGGUUUUCCUGAGAAGCCAGUUGAUGUCGUUUCCAAAAUGCACGUUCCUAUGUGGGUGCGAGUUAUUGCGUUUGUAGUGCAACCUCUAAAUCCGUUUUGGGCAGUUAGGCUCGUCGGACCUCUGGGUCAGUGGCUCAUCGAAAGAGCCAGACCAGACAUAGUACAAAAGUUUUCGCCGAUCGUGGAAAAUGAUGUGAGUGUCAUUUCUCAGUAUAUACAUCAAUGCAAUGCGCAAACCCCAUCUGGUGAGAGUGCCUUUCAUGCGAUGAUGCAGAAUUUCGGGUGGGCCAAAAAUCCCAUUUUAAAACGGAUUGACAAAUUAGAUCCAGACAUCCCCAUGACUCUUCUCUAUGGUAGUCGAUCUUGGAUAGAGAAUGCCGGAGAAACAAUUAAGCAGAGCAGACCAUAUUCCUACGUCAAUGUACAGGUGAUAUCAGGAGCUGGUCACCAUGUAUACGCUGACAAGAGUGAAACGUUUAAUAAGUACGUUCUGGAAGCGUGUAAAAUGCAUAUGUGGAGUGGUUUCGUCUCGCCCGCAGGCAGUCGAGAACGCAUUAGAGAACCACCGAGUACCUCAUCAUAGAACAAUUAUUAUUACGCUUGAUACAAGGUUUUAAUCUAAUUAAAUGCACUUCUUUUGCUAGAAUUUACCCUUGUGAAAAUAUUCAAUAGAACACGAUAAAAUUGGAGCAGUUCUGACACCCAACGGGCUCGAUAAGUUCAUAGGAGCCUGUUAAACUUUUAGCUCUCAUACUUUAACGUUUUCUAUAGAAUAUUUGCAAUCAGGACAGUAUUGUGCAUCGUUAGAGCCACAUAAAAUUAAUUUAAGCCAAGAGAAAACGUUAAGGCGUUCAGAGUCGAAUUUACUUGGCUAUGAUGAAUCACUAAAUUAUGAUUACAUUGAAAUACUAUUUAUUUGGCUUUAAGAGGAUUUCUUUUCCAAUAUAGUUUCUGUAUUUUCGGUUGACCAAACACUCACUGAUUUUUGUGAAGCGCGAUCUAAUGCGUACACGUUUUAUUUUAUUUAAAGAUUUAAAAAUCAGCGUGAACUGAAGAAUCUAAUAACGAAGGAAGGUUCGAAAAGAUUUUUCAUCCAUAAAGAACCUCGAUUUCGAAAAGCCCUCAAUGGUUAAAAUAGGCUACGCGUAUGCCAGUAGAGAAAUUUGGAAAGCAUGCAUUAAAAGUUUAAUGAAACUUCUUUAUGCGAAGUUUUUCUACACAAAAUCGAAAUACAAAAAUGACGCUUAAUAAGAUGACGAGAAGAAAACAGAAUUUUGCGUUUUCAUUGAAGCUAAAUUGUCACUUGUAUGAUUUCUUAUAGAUAUAAAUUUCGGAUUUAUUUUCGAGAGAUGAUUGUGAACUGCUUUAAAUUUAUAGGAACAGUUAUUGAAAUUGAUGUGCUUAACGGAAUGACUACGUUUUCUCUAAGCUUUUCAAGGUCAGAAACCAGAAUCCUAUGAAUGAUAUAAUACAAAUGCAGAUAUGUAAUAUAUGUGCGUAACAUUUUCCAGAGGCUACAUUUUUCAGAUUUGUAUUACAAAAAUUUAGCUAUACUGCACUGUUAUGGUGAAUCACUGAAAUGUAUAUUAAUAUCUAUUUAGGGUUUACACCGAGACAAUUUUAUUCGCGUGGGUAAUAUAUUAUGAAUGUUGUAAUGUGUGAACACGACAUGUGACAUACGAUAGGUAUGGUAACAUUUUUUUACAACAAAAUUAAUCUUUUGAAGUAUUUUAAGACUAGUGUAGUAAACUUCAUUGCUUGAAGUUAAAGCAUCUCUCUGUCACUUUUAAGGGCUUUGCACUAACUCUUGAAUUUAUUACUAGUGAUUCAAAUUUAAUCGUAAUAACCACACAAGCUUUAAUAUACUUCAAAAUGAUUAUACAGUCGCUGUUGUGAGAUACAUAUUAAUCGUGGUAAAAGCAUCACAUCCAUGUGAUACAAAUUCUUUCAAUAAUAUUGUUAAGUGGGGUUAUAUUUGGUACUUGUUACUUUGUUGUACAUAGUUUGUACCUUAAUACAAAUUUAUUUGUGUAAAAAAAAUUAUUAUUAACACGAAAUUUUAACAUAUCGAUACUACAGAAUGAUUUGCAUUUGAGUUUGACAGUUGACUUUUUUUUUUACUUUGAUCCAAUACACCUCAGCAGUAUACUUGAAUCGUUAAAUAAAUGUACGUACUGAAGCAGUACUGCCCAAGUAUUAUAUUUAUUUAGAAGCACACAAUAAAUGUAAAAUGAGUGACUGUUUUAUUGA